AUGGACGACCUAACGUCUCCCAAAACCUCAGAUGCUUCCACAUCCUCCUCCUCCUCCUCUUUGUCGAGUGUCGGAGGUUUUGUGGACUUUACUUUCACGCAGGAGCCUCAGGACACUGUGACGGUGCGAGGCGGCGUCCUGCAGCUCGACUGCCAGGCGCAGUCUGACGCAGUGACGGGACCUCUCACCAUUACCUGGCGUAAAGAUGGCGUCCUGCUGAGCGCCGUGGUGGACGAGCGGCGGCGGCAGCUGGCUAACGGCUCAUUGCUGGUGCAGAAUGUGGUGCACUCGCGGCAUCACCGGCCGGACGAGGGGGUGUACCAGUGCCUCGCCACGCUGGACGGACUGGGGAGCAUUGUGAGUCAGACCGCCAAGGUGACUGUGGCCGGACCUCUGAAGGUGAUUGUCCCCACCGAGUCGGUGUCCUCAUACCUGGGGGACACAGCCCUUCUACGCUGUGAGGUCUCCGGCGACCCCACACCCAUCAUCCGCUGGCAGAAGAACCGGGAGGAGCUGCCGGGGGCCUUUGAGCCAGACUCCCGUCUGGCGGUGCUGCCGUCCGGCUCGCUGCAGGUCAGCCGGGUCCAGCCGCCGGACUCAGCCACUUACCGCUGUCUGGCCGACAACCCGGGCAGCACCAGGACCGGGUCGGACGCCGAGCUGCGAGUGCUCCCAGAACCUGGGCUGAGCAGGAACCUCCAGUUCCUCCAGCGUCCAUCCAGAGUCAUGUCUCUGCUGGGAACCGAUGCUGUGCUGGAAUGUUCUGCCUCUGGAUACCCGACUCCAAGCAUCCAGUGGAGGAGAGGAGAGGAGCUGAUCCACACCUGGAAUAAGAAGUACUCCCUGCUGGCGGGCAGUAAUCUGAUCAUCAGGAGCGUCACUGACGAUGACUCUGGCAGCUACAGCUGUUCUGCUUCCAACAAGAACCACAACAUCACUGCACACACAGAGCUCAGCGUGCUCGUGCCUCCACAGUUCCUGAACUACCCAACCAACACGUAUGCGUACGAGUCCACCGACAUUGAGCUGGAGUGUGCCGUGACGGGAAACCCUCAGCCGACAGUCCGCUGGAUGAAGAACGGAGAGGAAGUCAUCCCCAGCGACUACUUCAAGAUUGUGGACGGCAGCAACCUGCAGAUUCUGGGUUUGGUCAAAUCAGAUGAAGGAUUUUAUCAGUGUGUCGCUGAAAACUCAGCCGGCCGCUCACAGGCCAUGGCUCAGCUGCUGCUGCGAGAUCCAGGAAACAGAGGAAAUGUGUCCCCAGGCGUUGUCCUCCCCUCUGCCCCCCGCGACCUGGUCCCUGUCCUAGUGUCCAGCCGAUUUGUCCGACUCAGCUGGCGCCCCCCAGAGGACACGGGACGAGCUGUGCAGACCUACGGUGUUUAUUAUUCCCAGGACGGAGUCGAGAGGGAGCGGUCGGUGAACGUGUCGGAGCCGGAGUCUUUGGACCUGACGGUUUCUAAUCUGAAACCAGACGAGAGCUACAGCUUCCGAGUCGUGGCGUAUAACGACGUGGGACCAGGAGAGAGCUCCGCCCCCCUGAGGAUCACCACCAAACCCGACCUCCAGGUCCCCAGCCGGGUGGAGUCCCUCCGAGUGGAGGCUCUGUCCCCGGCCUCCCUCCAGGUGAGCUGGGAACCUCCCGUCCAACCAAACGGCCCCGUGCUCGGCUACAGGCUGAUGUGGAGCGAGAGUCCGUUCGACAAGGAGCAGAGUGUGGAGGUAGACGGGCUCAACUACAAAAUGGAGGAACUCCAUAAGUUCACCGAUUACACCGUCCGUGUUCUGGCCAUCAACCGCUACGGGUCAGGCCCAGCCUCCGAGGCCGUGAGCGUCACCACCCAAUCAGAUGUUCCCAGCGCUCCUCCUCAGAACAUCACAUUAGAGGUCGUCCUGUCCAGGAGCAUCAAGGUGUCAUGGCAGCCGCCUCUGCGCGGCGCCCAGAACGGCAUCAUCAGCGCCUACAAGAUCAAAUACAGGAAGACGGGUCGGCGUGGAGACCAAGAGGCCAUUGAACCCAACAACUUCUGGUUCCUGUUCACAGGUUUGGAGAAGGGCAGUCAGUACAGUUUCCAGGUCGCAGCCAUGACGGCCAAUGGAACAGGACCAGCAAGCGACUGGUUCACUGCUGAGACACCCGAAAACGACCUGGAUGAGAGUCAGGUACCCGACCAGCCGAGCUCUCUGCAUGUCAGGCCGCUGCCCAACAGCAUCAUCAUGUCCUGGACUCCGCCCCUCAGCCCCAACAUCCUGGUCCGAGGUUACAUCAUCGGCUACGGAGUGGGAAGUCCUUAUGCGGAGACGGUCCGGGUGGACAGCAAGCAGAGAUACUUCUCCAUCGAAAACCUGGAGCCGAGCUCGCACUAUGUGAUUUCCCUGAAGGCGUUCAAUAACGCUGGAGAGGGAGUUCCCCUUUAUGAGAGCGCCGUCACUCGAUCUCUGACAGACCCCAUAGACCCAUCCGAGGAUGACCUUUUCCAUCUCUUUGAUAAAUACCCCACUCCCAUGCCAGACACCAGCACUCCCAUGAUUCCCCCAGUGGGGGUCCAAGCUGUGGCUCUGUCCUCAGACUCCGUCCGGGUGUCCUGGGCAGACAACUCCAUGACCAAGAACCAGAAGUCGUCUGAGGUCCGGUUCUACUCCGUCAAGUGGAAGACCAGCUACUCCACCAGCGGAAAGUACAAGUCGGCAGACACCACGGCGCUCAGCCACACCGUCGCCGGCCUCAAACCAAACACCAUGUACGAGUUUGCUGUCAUGGUGACCAAAGGCCGCAAGUCCAGCACAUGGAGUAUGACGGCACACGCCACGACAUACGAAGCAGCUCCUAGCUCCGCCCCCAAAGACUUGACGGUGAUCAGUCGCGAAGGACGACCCCGCGCCAUUUUAAUCAGCUGGCAACCGCCGAUGGAGGCGAACGGACGAAUCACAGGUUACAUCCUGUACUACACGUUGGAUAAGAACAUGCCGAUAGACGACUGGGUGAUGGAGGCGAUCAGCGGCGACCGGCUGACUCACCAGGUCGUCGACCUGAACCUCGACACGGUUUAUUACUUCAGGAUUCAGGCCAAGAACGCCAAAGGGGUCGGCCCGCUGUCCGAGCCCGUCCACUUCCGGACGGCCAAAGUGGAGCAUCCAGACAAGAUGGCCAAUGAUCAAGGUCGCGGAGGAGAACACACCUACUGGCCGUCUGACACCAACCUCAUCGACAAGAGCAGCAUCAACGAGUCUCCCAUUGGUCAGAUGCGUCCACCUCACGGCAGCGCCACGCCACAGAAGAACGGCAACCUUCUGGUCCUCAUCGUGGUUUCCGUGGGAGCCGUCACAGUCGUUGUGGUCGUCAUCGUCGCACUAAUCUGCACCAGGCGCUCCUCGGCUAAACAGAGGAAGAAGAGAGCGAGUACCAGUGCCAGUAAGAGGAAGGGCAGCCAGAAGGACCUGCGACCUCCUGACCUCUGGAUCCACCAUGAGGAGAUGGAGAUGAAGAACAUGGAGAAGGCGCCGAGCGUCGCCCCAUCGGCACGUGACUCGCCCAUCCAGUCCUGCCAGGACCUCCCCCAGGUCGCACACAGCCAAUCAGAGAGCCAGAUUGGCAGCAAGAGCAGCCAUUCAGGAGUGGACGGAGAUGAUGCCUCCAUCUGUAUCUCGACUCUGGAGCGCUCCCUGGCUGCCAGGAGGGGAACCCGAGGGAAAAUGAUGAUUCCUAUGGACUCACAACCAAGUAACACACCGGUUGUUAGUUCGAUCCCGGGGCCAGCUCUGGACUCGUCUCAGUAUCCUGGUAUCCUGCCUUCACCUUCCUGCAGCUUCUCACACAACAAGUUCAGCCUGAGACCGAUGCCUUUCUCCAGCCUGACGGUGGACAGAGGUUACACACCAGCGAUGCCCUCGGAGAUCUGCACCAAUCCUCUCCUCCAGCAGCAGCCUCCGCCACAGCCGGCCCCUCCCCUCCUUCCAGGCUCCUCCGCCCUGCUGGUUGAGCACACUCCUGUGGUCGGUCCAGUUCCGGGCGCUCCGACUUCAGCUGCAGCCUCUGAGGAGGUCCAGGCAACGAAUGCUCGGACCAUCCCAACGGCCUGUGUGCGGCCCACGCACCCGCUACGAAGUUUCACCAACCCACUGCUGCCACCACCAAUGGGGACCAUCGAUCCUAAGGUGUACACAUCCAUGCUUCCGCAGAACAGUGCUAGCCUCCCGAAGCCCCAGGUGAAGACAGCCUCUCUGGGUCAGGCGGGUAAGGCUCGAUCGCCUCUCCUGCCUGUCUCGGUCCCGAUGGCGCCAGACUUCCUAGAAGAUGGAGAAACCAAACCCGGCGAGGAUUCAGCUGCCAACGUUUACGAGCAGGACGAUCUGUCUGAGCAGAUGGCCAGUCUAGAGGGACUGAUGAAGCAGCUCAAUGCUAUUACUGGUUCAGCCUUCUAACCUUUGACCCCUGCCAGGCCCUGCCCUAGGUCAUAGUCCAGUCUGGAACCCUUCUUCAAGCCUGGAUGUCACCUGCUGUCUUUUUGCUAGCAGCAAUGGGUCAAUCUAGGUUUGAAAAGAUCUCUGUGGAACCUGCCUCUCUGCUUGGUGGAGUUUGUUGGGUUUCUACUGGUCUGGGCUUGUGUCUGCUGUUUGGGACUGAGAUUGGACAAAAGGAAACACAGAAUAAACUCUACAGCGGCAAAACAUGAACUGACAGAACAGGAAAAGGAUCGAAGGGCUUCUUUAGGAGUUCAAACUGAAACCCCUUGAAAGACCCUUCGACCUCAAUCACAAAACUAGAAAAACCCAGGAGGAAAGAAUUUUCACAAAAAAAGAAGAGACAUUUAUAUGAGCCCUCCUGUUCCUCUUCUUUGUGGUAUCCAUUAGCGUCCUCCUCAGCUGAGUUCUGCACAACUCUGUUACAGUGACUAUACAUAACUUAUUUUUCGUUACUGUUGGAAGUACUCCUAUUUUCAACACUUUUCUUUUGGGUACUUCCUCUUUGUGCAGUUACAGGAUGUGUAUAUAUAUUUUUUUAAAGUACCAGGGCCUACAUUAUGAAAGAACGAACACAUCCUCAGCCACCAAAGUUUCAACAAACUUAAAAUGUUUCUUACCUGGAUCCAAGGAUGUCUGUUGAGGUCAUGUGUGAGGAUCCUUACUGGCAUUUCUUGGCCAUAUGUUGUUCCACUCUUGGAGUGGACAGUUUGAUCUCAUUGAAUCAUCCAUCAUUCAUACCUCAUGCAGCCCUUCCAAAUCUGAAUCCUGAGGUUAAAAGAGUAUUUUAACCUUUUGUACUUGUCUGAAUCAUCUGGCUCAGGAUUUAUCUGAACCUCUAUAGACUCCCACAAUCUUGCUGUACUUUAUUCUCCUUACCCCGGAUUCAAACGCCAUGUGUUGUGUUGUUGCCAAAUUCACAUAAUGGAAAACUUCUUGUGACUUUCUUUUUUUUGCUCCUUGUUGAAGUCUGUCUCACCCCCAUACAUAAAAUGUUGAAAGAUAUCUGGAUUUUGAUUGGAUGAAACCACCCCUUUUUGAACAAAUGAAGGUUUGGCUUAGGAUGGUACUAAGAAACCUUGUUCUGCCAAGUUGAACUAUGUGUACGUCACGUUAAGUCCAUGGCCACCCCCUGCUGGCUGGAGUGUGGAAGUGCAUGCUGCUUUGACUAUGAAGGAGCAUUUUAUGAGGUAAGGUUUUUUCAUAGUAAUAGAUUUUGAGUGCCAUCAAAAUACAUCAUGUAGAGAAAGAGAUAGAAAAUGAAACCUCCCAGGUGAGAGUUUUGUCUUAUUUGAGAAUUUAAAACAUACCACAGAUACUACAGUGUGAUUGACAGAUAGUAACUUGCCAUCAAGUCAGGCUCCAGCCCCCACCCCUCCUCUAAAUAUGAUUAUUUCUGGUUAUAAAAAAGCAAGAUGAGUAGGAUAGAAUGUUAAUCUAGAGGCAGCUGUGUCAGUCUAUAACUAGCAAGACACUUGUAUUGCAGUUGGAACGCUGGGGGUGAGAUCAGGUCCGGUCUUGUAAAUGCAAUGAUAGGUAAAGCUCUCAGCUAAACCUCCAUGCAAAAAUAUUAAGAGACAGAGAAGCUAACAAUUACCACUUUUGGCACAGACUGGAGCAUAAUCAUAAUCAAGUGCUAAAAACAAGUGAACUGGACUUGGUUGAGCAUCUUGAAGACAUUUCACUUCUCAUCCAAGAGGCUUCUUCAGUUCUGAUGUUGGAAUCUCAGGUAAUUAACUUGUACCAUCGUUAGGAAUCCUUGAGUUUUACUGAGAUCCUGGACCCACAAUGCUGUUGGUUUCACUAUAUUGUACAUGUUGACUGUGAAGGAUUACAAAUACGUAUAUGUAUUCUUCACAAUCCACUCAGGUUCUGUUGGAUUGUUUGAGGGUCUCAGGUCUGUGUCAGCUGUUAAAACUCAAACAUACUUUUUAACCACAUUAGGGCUGUCUGUUCCUUUUUCCAAAAUCUAGUUCAGAUAAAUAUUUCAUGUCAUGCAUUAGUUCAAAUUCAUACAUCUGAUGGCCAUAUGUCCUUUUAGACAGAUUGUUUCAAAUUUGCAGAGAUUAGGCACUGCUUGAACAUUAACUUUUCAGCCCAUGCGUGAAUGAAUGUUCAAGUUUCCCAGGAAAAGUGCCCUAAUCCACAUUGAAAUGAAAGUUACUUCCAAGUCUCUGCAAUAAAGAACUAACCUGAAACCACAGGCUGCCUGGAAGGAAAAGGACUUGAUUCAUAAAAGUGAAACAGGCCCUUGAAAACAAUCAGCAGGGCUGGAGAGUGUGAUUCAUAUGAUUGUGCCUCUUGGUUUGCUGUUUACACGAGAGAGAACUGACCAUGUCUUAAAACCUUUAAGCAGUGAAGUCACAUUUAUAUUAAUCUUGUAAUUCAACGGCAUUUCCAUACAGCUGCCAGAAAAUCAGGUCAUGUUAAGAUCCUGAUGAUCCCAGUUUGCGCCUGUAGUUCCACAUCAUUCAUCUGGACAGAUGUUUUUAAAAUGUAGACACAUACGCAUAUAUAUAAACUUUCAGUGCCAACAUCCUGCGUGUCAGACGUGUCAAUCAUCAUGACCUGUUUACCCUCUUGAUUUUUUGUUGCCAGCGAAAUGAAAGUCCACGUGCCUUUACUUUUCACCACUGAAUUAUUUUUCUUCUCCUGUUUUUAGUAAGUUUAUUAGAAGUCUUUGUUAAAUGUUAGAAUGCUCCGUGUGAUGUUAAUUUGUUCUUCUUGCACGGCCAUUACAAACGGAACAGAUGAGAGGGUUGACUCAGCUGAGGGCUUUUCCCGAAAAGCAUUGUUUCUCUUUUGAACUGUGAGACUUUAAAGAAAAGCGGUUCUGUCACUUCAGCAGCGCAGAUGCAACGUUUCAGUAGCUGCCUGGAAACGAAGACACAUCAGAGGCUUGAUGCCGGGGCUCGUCCUGUUGCCAGUAUCACAGAAAACAGUCUCUCAAAACAUCUCAGGAGGGAAAUCCCCCCACAACAAAAACAUAUCCAUCCUAACAAGUCUCCCAGUUAACGUAAUGGAUGGCAAAAGGUUUUUGUUACUUGAGAGAAUUCAUCUCACUUCUCCUGAUGUUGAUGAUUUAACAGAAAUGUGUCAAAAUAAUAUUAAAGCAACACAAUGCAAACUUUUAAACAGCUUCAACAUUUCUUAGAUCAUCACAUUAAUUCCGACUCCUGUCCCAAAACAUCUGUUCUUACUCAAUGUAACGCUGGUUCGAGGGAUUUAUCAUCACAUCAUCCUUUCUCAUUUUUAAUGGAAGGAAAAGUUCUUGGUUUCUAAACUAAAUAAAACUUUCUGUUGGUCCAAAUAUAAUUUAUGUUAUUUAAAAAAAGCAUAGUUUUCUUCUUAAUUUAAAACCAACAAGAAGAGAACUUCAGACAUCUUUCUUCUUCUUUAGGCAGAGGUCAUAUCUGUGUCACUGAUCAGAUAGUAAUUGGUGGAUGAGCUCUGUCAUCUGUCAUAAAAAUCAAGUUAAGUUAUUACUGGAAAGGUCCAGUAAUACUGGUUAUAAAAAUCUUAAUCAUUCACUUCAAAUUAUUCUGUGUCAAUUCGUCAACUAUAAGCCCAAAAUGUGAACAUUCAGGAAAGCAGUAUUAGGGGAACCUUAAGAAAGUGGUUUUCUUUUUUAACAGUUCAACCUUUCACUCUAAUUCAGAAACAAAUGUCUCAUAUCUGUUUCUUUUCAUUCUCGUGUUUUUGACCCUUACACUGUCGGCUCUGCAUUUUUUUGUAUGUAUUUUACUGUGGAAAAAAGCAUUGCUGCAGCAGAACUACAUUAAAGAGAACUGCUUUUUUACAAUGUACAGUCCGAAUAGGCUAGUAGUAAGUUUUUAUAAUCAAAUUUAAUAUAUUAUUAUCAUUAUUAUUAUUACUUAAUUUGAGUGCUCUUUAAAACUUUUAUUUAUAACCAUGUGAUGAUAUUUCUGCAGAUGUAAAUUUAGUUUAGCGAAGAACAAAAAUGAAGAUAUUUCUUUUUCUUAAACGGUUUCAGUAUUUUUUAUAAUGUUGUGGGGAAAUUAUUUAUAUUUCAUUAUGAAAGUGAUAAAUUCCCAUAUAAAUGGUUCGGCAGCAUAUUGUGUCUGUCUGAGGACACAGUCACCACCACUUUCCGUUUGUUGUCUAAACUGUGUAAAUUGACCUCACCUAUGCAGUUUUUAUUUUAUAGCGGUAUCUGUAUCAAAAGGGCGGAGCCUGAUAUCAUUUGUCAUAUUUAAGGUGAUAGAGAGAAGCAGCUUGUUUCCAAACUGUUGUGGUGCAUUCAGGGGUUAUCCGACAUCGGAUAAGCCCUGUGUGGGAACCUCUGACGAUCAAUAAAGGGACAAAUCACACGGUCAAAAAGAGUUAAAAAAAAAGGGACUUGAAGUUGAGCGGGGAUUUGCUGACUUUGAACGUGGCCUGUGAAAUCGAGUCUGUCGGCUCCAGAGCAGACAGUUUCCAGGGUGACACAAAAAAUUUAAAAAAGAUUAGGACUUCAUCUCAUCGGGGUGAAAAGGGCCAAAUUAAAAUGCCUCUUAUCUCAUACAGAGAAUAACUCCACUUUCAGAUUGUCAUUGUUUGACUGAGGAGCCGACGGAUGGACGGACAGCUCAGAAUAAAAACACUUUGACUUUAUUCUUUGAUAAAAAGAAGCCCAAAUUCGAGAGUGAUUAUAACCAAAUUAGCUAAGUGACUGCAAUAUUUUAGAGUCCAUUUUGUUCGUGUGAGUGAAGGGGAUAAAAACGACAAUGAUGGUGGUGAGGAAGAUGAGCACUGCAAUGUAUCUCCGAUGAAGUCGAGCGAAGUUUCUAUCCACACUGUUGUAUACAAAUGCUGGUUUUGUAAUGCACUGUAGAAAAGUCCCAUGAUCCUUUUUUAUAGAAAUGUUAUUUCAAUUGUUGAUUCUUUUUUUGAUAAAUAAAGUUUUGA
Platichthys flesus (European flounder) is the source of this 9369-nucleotide messenger RNA. It is a transcript of the gene dcc, whose product is annotated as DCC netrin 1 receptor. Gene Ontology annotation, molecular function: protein binding. Gene Ontology annotation, biological process: cell-cell adhesion. The coding region runs from base 1 to 4422 and encodes 1473 amino acids. NCBI's taxonomy places the organism in Eukaryota, Metazoa, Chordata, Actinopteri, Pleuronectiformes, Pleuronectidae. Gene Ontology annotation, cellular component: membrane. The record is from RefSeq and is a predicted model, not a curated record. The transcript is spliced from 30 exons.